Ylistrum balloti is the source of this 906-nucleotide messenger RNA. RefSeq names its product dynein light chain Tctex-type protein 2-like. The record is from RefSeq and is a predicted model, not a curated record. The transcript is spliced from 2 exons. Gene Ontology annotation, cellular component: cytoplasm; cytoplasmic dynein complex. NCBI's taxonomy places the organism in Eukaryota, Metazoa, Mollusca, Bivalvia, Pectinida, Pectinidae. Gene Ontology annotation, molecular function: dynein intermediate chain binding. The coding region runs from base 1 to 906 and encodes 301 amino acids. Gene Ontology annotation, biological process: microtubule-based movement.
AUGGGAAAACUUUAUAAUGUAGGUUGUUAUACUCAUGCAGCUCGUUUGGUCACCACGGCACGUAUACAAGGAGGACAAGUUAUGGCUUCUCAGGAAAAUACAGAAAGUCAAGGAAAAGGAAUAACUUCUUUCUUUAAGACUGCGUUAGAAUAUGAGGAUUAUAAAAGUGAGUCGGUCAGAAGUUCUUCUGAACUCAAUAAACUAUGUGUUACGGACUUAGUGUCUACAUCUGAUCCCAGAAAAAAUACCCCGAGGAAAUCAGAUUUAUCGGAACAAAAACCCCAAAAGAUGCUUAAUAGAAUGACAGCACACAUCCGUGUACAAUCGCCAAUUUUAGCAAGUGUUGUGAAAUCCGACUGUAAACCUGCUCAGGAACAAACGAAGGUUUCCCCACCAACAGCUAAAAUGUUGUCACUAUUCCGUCGAGACAAAACAACUACUUCAGAAGAAGGCGACAGCAAAGAAGGUGGAAACAUGAUGCAGCUAAUCAAACUCAGAAAUAUCGCCCGCAAUGUCAAGAGUAUACAGCACAAUCGACAAAAACGCCUGGAGGAUACUGGAAAUGUGACACUGUACGACAAAUUUAGAAAAUUUGACCAUAAAGAAGCGGAGGAAAGUAUAAAGCAUGUUCUAGAAGAAGCGCUAGAACAUGUAGUUUAUGAACCAAAACGAUGUAAAGCUCUUUCACUUCAACUCAGUGAUAAGAUCAAAAACAAUAUAAAACGGCUCAAAUUCCCCAGAUACAAAAUUGUAUCAUUCGUAACUAUUGGACAAAAGGGAUGCCAAGAUGUUGUCAUAGCCAGCAGGUGUAUAUGGAACACAGAUGAUGAUAACUAUGCUAGUGUACGAUUUGAGAACAAGACACUCUUUGCUAAUGCUAUUGUGUUUGCCCUGCUUCAUGAAUAA